Molecule: messenger RNA, 780 nt
Organism: Monoraphidium neglectum
Lineage: Eukaryota; Viridiplantae; Chlorophyta; Chlorophyceae; Sphaeropleales; Selenastraceae
Exons: 2
Coding region: 1-780 (259 amino acids)
Source: RefSeq, a predicted model, not a curated record
AUGGGCCCUCAAAAGACUGUGUAUGAGCUGCUGCAGGCGCAGGCGGCCGACCCGCAAGUAUCGCGCCUUCUGCGGCAGCUUGACGCGCUCAGCGCGCGCUGCAGCCUCCUCGGGGCGGGCGUAGCAGCGGGCGCUGCGCAGGGUGACCCCUCCGGACGCGCCCCCGCGCCGCCACGCCAUCAGCAGCAGCAGCAGCAGCAGCAGCAGCAGCAGCAGCAGCAGCAGCAGCAGCAGCCCGGCGGCGGCUGGGUGGGUGGCGUGGAGCUGCCGUGCGCCUGUGAAGACGAGCGUGUGCUGCUGCCGCCGUUCGGCUGGGCGCCCUGCAGCGAGCACGAGGCGUUGCAGGCGGCGGUGGAAGCUGCGUCGCAGGCGCUGCACGCAGAGGCGGCCAGGCUGGCGUGGCGCAGCUGGGGCAUGCAGGCGGCAAACGCGGCCCGCGUGCUAGACCUGGCGUGGUGGGCGGCCGCCGCCGCCUUCCUGCCAGAGGACCCCGCCUCCGCGCCGCUGCAGGCGCGCGUCGUCGCGGCGAUGUCGCGGCACUACGUGUCCGCGCUCAUGGGGCGCCGCGGCGCCGCGGGGGAUGCCUACUUGCGGUUGUGGGUCGCGGCGACCGCGCGCUCCGCGGCGGCGCUGCUGGCCGCGGCGUUCCCGCGCAGCGCGGCGGCGGGAGAGCUGGGGGAAGGGCUGGAGGCGCGGCUGCGGCGGCAGCUGCGGCUGUGGUGCACGGGUGCGCGCGCGGCUGCUGCCCGGGUGCCACGCUCGGAGGCGCGCGUUGAUUAG